This is a messenger RNA of Dracunculus medinensis (Guinea worm), 312 nucleotides long. NCBI's taxonomy places the organism in Eukaryota, Metazoa, Nematoda, Chromadorea, Rhabditida, Dracunculidae. The record is from the annotation of a GenBank genome assembly.
AUGACUGAGACACUGACCAUGGUAGCACAGGAGCAAGCACUAGAUCCAUCGAAACAAGGUACGAUAGGACUUAAAUGCAGACCACGCAAAACGCCUCAGAAACGGGCUGAAAGAGAAAAUACAGAAGAUUUGGAACGUAAAACAAUUCCAGUGAUAAUUGGAUCACUUGGAGUUGAGACCACUAGACUAGAAAAGUUGCUUCAGCAGAUUCCAAGAACAACAUCAGAGAUCUCUAUCAAGAAGAGCGUAACACUAGCACUAAGAACAGCUAAUGUAGUGCGCGAAACUCUCAAUCUCCCAGGCCUCUUGUAA